UGCAUAUCAUUAAUCUUUCCGUACGUCAUUAUGUAUUGCUUCUAUCAUUGAUAAUGGGGAAAGGAUCUAGAAAUAAAAACUCAUCAGUUUACUGAAUACAUACCGCCAAGAAGCCUGCUAAAAAAACCAAAAAAAAGGGUUCCAUACAAUAAUCAUUGCAAGACAAGGAACGUUGUUCAGCGAUGCAUUGGUAUACUGAAAAGUUGGCAAAAAUCCGAAUUAAACCUAUUCGUUUUUCAAAGUUGAUGGCUACUAUUCCAAGAAAUUGGGAAAAUUCGCAAAGGUUUGCGCAGCUCUAUGCAACAUUUGCGUGCACUAUAAAGUGCAAAAUCAUGAAAUUCAGCAUGUAACUUCUGCAGCUCUACCUUCUUAUUUAUUGCCAUCGUGACGCUAACAAUUAAGUCGAGUAGGUAAUGUUGGCUUUUGCAACGACAGCAUGUACGAAGAAAUCCAACGAUUAUGUUAUAAUGUUAAAAAAUCACGAACGUGCAUUACAUGUGAACGCAGCCGGGAAAGUGACAGCAGCCGAUAUGUCAUUGGCCCAAUUCUUUACCAUGGAAAGUAUAGGCGAUAUUUUCAGCGAAACUUUCAAAAUUGCUUUAUUUGUGAAAGAAGUAGGACGUUAUUUAUGCUUCAGAAGAGGAAAAUUAGUCGGAUUGAAAACUUUAAGUCGCGAUUGUCACUUUGUAGAGUCACUCGAACACGGUUAUUUUUUAUAUGCUAAUGCAUACAAUUCUUUGUGGCGAAUAGGGUUCACUAAGGGCUUUAGGCCUGUAGGCCCUAGGCAUUUGCAACGCGCUCAAACUUUGCAAAGGGCUUGUUUCCUGUUUGUGAAAAUCGAUGCUGAAUUAUUCGAUCGCCGAAUUUUUGCAACUACAACAUCGAAGUCUACUAAUACAACACCGAUAUCCAAAACAACUUCAAUUUUUGUAAAUCGAAGAUUUUAUGAAAAUAGUAUUAGUGGCAGCAACCUUAGGAAUAUAAAUGAUAAAAAAGGUACUGCUAAUAACAAUAAAAUACCGGACCCUGAACUAAACUACCAUCCUGCAGAAAAACUUCCAGUGUAUGGUAAGAAACAAAUCAAAAAUCAAAACUAUGUGGCAAAACGCAGAAAACAGAACACAAAACUUGCAAUACCGCCAACCACCCCAUUUGGUGGAAUUAUAAAGCCAAAAAACUUAGUGAAACAUCAUCAUAGUAACAAAACAUUUGUAAAAGGAAAAGAUACGCAAACUUACUCAGGAAGAAGUCCAAAACUGCAAUUACAAAUCCACAGGCUAGAUAAUACAGCAAACAUUACGAAACCUUCUUUGAUGACAAAUGCCACAAAUUCCGCCUCGUCAGCCACUCUAACGUCGACUUUGACAACUACAGCUUCUCUUGCUCCUUCGGCUCUGAACAUUUUUGCCAUGUUAGCAGCUAGUAGACGAAAAAAAGGAAGAAGAAAAAAGGAAGUGGAAACACCAGAGGGGAGUUCUACCGACGGCACUAACAUACAAUUAUGUGCUCAGUCACCUUUAAAAGUUCAGAUAGGUUGUUACGAUGAAAUUUCCACAAUAGAAUACAAAACCCGAAAAUUCUACCAUAAACAUCAACUGAGACAUCAUCACAAUUAUCUGUACCUUCAACAAUAUUUUCUGAAUGAGAGAGGUAAAACUAUAAUUAACGGCGUAUGGUGUACAAAAAAUAGUCAUGGAGAAAACCAUGAAUACUCACAUAGAUAUUACUAUAUUCCCGAUAAGUUAAAUUACAAUUUUUUGCAUAACAUAAUAUCUUCCUUACCAAAAAAGCAUAAAGCGCGCCUUAGCAAAUUCAAUGAUGGUAAAAGUGCUAAGGAAACCAUGACUGAAUAUAAUUUUAGUAAUAAACGAAAGCUCGGCCACAGUAGCAAUAAGAAAAUUGAUAACAUCGUUAGAAAAAAAAUUAGUAAAAGUAGUAAUAUUCACGUGCAUAUACUGGUUACCACAACGAAAAACGUUUCGCCAACCGUGAACAGUAAAUUGCUGCAAACAAUCGGUAUAAAUAGUGAGAAUAAUGAAAUUAACAAAGCCGACUUCUCAAUGCAACAAAAUGACAAUAAUUUUUUACAAAAACGUAAUUAUCAUCCUUACGAUCAAUUGCAAAAAUACUACACUAUUUAUCUGAAUCGGCCGACUCAUAACUGUGAACAUGCUAAUAAAUGCCUAAAUAAUAUUGCGGCAUAUAGUCCAAAGUGCCAUCACGUUAAUAAAAAUAACUUCAGAAACAACGUCGAUGAACUAUUUAGCGGAGGAAAACGCGACAUUGUAAAUUUUGAUGACAGUAGUGUUAACAAUAAAAAGUUUACAAUUCAUGAUGCGAGUUACGUUGAUAAGAGCGGCAAUGACAAUGGCAGCAAUCGUUAUAGUGGCGUUUCGAGAGCCCUUUCGAAGUCCGUCUAUGUCUCACCUUUUUCUCGCAUUUUAAAUAAACAAACGUUUGCUUAUGAACAUUAUGCUGAUUACAAUGAAAAUAAUAACAUUUACGAUCAAUUUAAGUGGUUGCAAAAUAAACGUGAAAUGAAUAUAGUACAAUACAGAUAUGUAGUUUAUUUCCUUUGACUUUGUGUGGCGAACAUAGAACCGAGGGUUAAGUAUGCUCGUCUAUAACUUUAAAAUUGUAAAGUUUCUAAAAAAAUUCGUGAUGAAACUUAUUCCAUUUAAAAAACUUAGGUAAGUGAAAAACGUUCGGAACUUUGUCCCGCUUUGCGCCGCUGUUGUUUUGGCAAUUCCACAUAAUCGAUUUGCGUAAAUUAGUCUACGGCUAUUAAAGGGUUUACAUUUUACUUCUUAUUCCCUAUUUUAACCUAUCAUAAAGACGGCUCAGACGCAAAGUUGCAGCUAAACUAACAUUAUUCUCCCUUCUACUUUAUCAAAACGGCUCUUCUAUGUCCAUUCAGUCCAAACUCCGAAAAGCUAUGGAGCUAAGGCGGUUGAGUAUCCACUAUAUCUAAUCAGCUUGUUCCUAUGUAUGGUCGGGGAUUGAGCGACACUGUAGUAUUUUUCUUCCGAAUCUUUUAUCUAACUAGUGCAUCGCGCACAUGCUUUGGCGACCGUCAUAAGGCAAAUAUUUUACACCCCAUUCAUCAUUCUUGCGAACAAGUGACAUCAGUGUGAUCGCGUUAUACUCAAACCAAUGUUAUUUAUUUACAUACCAUUGAGUGUUUGUAGAACAAGUGGGAUUUGCGUUUGGAAGUCCAAGUCUUUAGUACAACAUAUAACAAUAACAAGGUAUUUUUAUACAUGUAUGUUUAAAUGUAAAAAAUCGAAAAUAGGAACGAUUCCAACCUCCGUGUCGACACUUAGCGUAGUGUGACGUUAGUGCGCGACUAUAAAAUAUUGAAUUCAAUUUAUCGGUUGUCAUGUCUGUUUGUGUAGUGAAUCCAUCAUUUCAAAUUUGCAAAAGAACUCCACUACAGAAUCAGCAAAAAAUCUGAGAUGCGUUCCUCGCCUUUCACUAACCCACAAAAAUUAUAAGAUGCUUCGAUUGUAGUAGUCAAAUGCAAGAUUUUAGUGCAUACGGCUAGAAACAAUUGUUAAGCCCAGUUGCAAUCCCAGCCCAGUUUAAAUCCACCAAAAAGUCAAUUUAAGUGUUGGAACAUUGAAGAAAAUUUAGUGAGUACAUUCUGUCCAACCACUGCACACACACGCAAUUGAUGAGCAGAGGCCAACUCAUUUCCUUUAUUUUACGAAAACUGGAUGAUUUUUUGAAAUUAGCAGCAUCCAAAAAUGUAUCUAUUAGAUGCUGCCAUUGUUCUAUCAGAAACACUCUCCAAUAAAAGGCACCACUAUACACCGAAAUAAUUCCGAACUGUCAUAAAUUCGCAAGCUAAUUAAAAGUAAAUCAUUGGUGGACAGCAACACAUUUAUCAACAAUCUCACAUAUCAUUCGAGAUUCGUAAAGACGGACGUUCCUCACGGAAAUGCUUUUAAAAUAUGCAGACAUUUGUAAAGUAUCAAGUAAUUUAAAAAGCAUCAAAAUAAAAGUCCACCAAUGUACGCUAAAUGUCGUUUGGAUAGUAGAAAACGAAGGGCAAACUAUAAGAAUAACUUCACACAUCUGUGAAUUUUUCAUUUAAGUAUUAACAAUGACU
Glossina fuscipes is the source of this 4111-nucleotide messenger RNA. RefSeq lists its product as uncharacterized. Gene Ontology annotation, molecular function: growth factor activity. The transcript has 5 exons. The coding region runs from base 414 to 2579 and encodes 721 amino acids. The record is from RefSeq and is a predicted model, not a curated record. Lineage: Eukaryota; Metazoa; Arthropoda; Insecta; Diptera; Glossinidae.